AGGCGCCAAGUGCGGCGGGCUCCGGCGUGCCGGAAGUUGUGCUCUAAGUGAAGGGUUUUUUUCCUCCUUUUUUUGCUGGUGGCUGUGCUUUCAAUUUAGAAAGACUCGGGUGGUCUGUUCUUCACUACGGCUUCACCCUCAGAUUUCCGGGAUGUCUGCGAUUCCUGCGGAGGAGAGCGACCAGCUGUUGAUCCGACCCCUGGGAGCUGGUCAAGAAGUAGGAAGAUCAUGUAUUAUUCUGGAGUUCAAAGGAAGAAAAAUAAUGUUGGACUGUGGGAUCCAUCCUGGCCUAGAAGGAAUGGAUGCACUUCCUUAUAUCGAUUUAAUUGAUCCAGCAGAGAUUGAUCUCCUAUUAAUUAGUCAGUUUCAUCUUGAUUCCCAUAAUUUAUAUAGUAUAUUUUUAAGAAAAUCUUCAUGGAUAUAUCAUCCCCAGACAUCAAAGACUUAAAAAAAUCUUAAUUCCUUUUGCUGGCAUCUUUCAAAAUUUAGUAACAUAUCAGCAGACGACAUGCUGUAUACUGAGACAGAUUUGGAAGAAAGCAUGGACAAGAUUGAAACUAUCAACUUUCAUGAAGUUAAGGAAGUUGCAGGAAUCAAGUUUUGGUGUUACCACGCAGGCCAUGUCCUGGGAGCCGCCAUGUUUAUGAUUGAGAUCGCGGGCGUGAAGCUUUUGUACACAGGUGAUUUCUCAAGACAAGAAGAUAGGCAUUUAAUGGCAGCUGAAAUUCCUAAUAUUAAACCUGACAUUCUUAUCAUUGAAUCUACUUAUGGGACCCACAUCCAUGAGAAACGUGAAGAGCGAGAAGCAAGAUUCUGUAACACUGUCCAUGAUAUUGUAAAUAGAGGGGGCAGAGGUCUCAUUCCUGUCUUUGCUCUUGGAAGGGCUCAGGAGCUGCUCUUGAUUCUAGAUGAAUAUUGGCAGAAUCACCCAGAACUACAUGACAUUCCAAUAUACUAUGCAUCAUCUUUGGCCAAGAAGUGCAUGGCAGUGUACCAGACAUAUGUAAAUGCAAUGAAUGACAAAAUUCGCAAACAGAUCAACAUCAAUAAUCCCUUUGUUUUCAAACACAUUAGUAACCUCAAGAGCAUGGAUCACUUUGAUGACAUCGGUCCUAGUGUUGUAAUGGCCUCUCCAGGCAUGAUGCAGAGUGGCUUAUCCAGAGAGUUAUUUGAAAGCUGGUGUACUGAUAAGAGGAAUGGCGUCAUUAUAGCAGGCUACUGUGUAGAAGGGACACUUGCCAAGAUUUUAGUCCAUGGAGAACAGAAUGAAAUGGCCAGAUUAAAAGCAGCACUGAUUCGAGAAUAUGAAGAUAAUGAUGAAGUUCACAUAGAGGUUCAUAAUCCUCGGAAUACAGAAGCAGUGACCUUAAACUUCAGAGGAGAAAAACUAGCCAAGGUUAUGGGCUUUUUAGCAGACAAAAAACCUGAACAAGGCCAACGAGUCUCAGGAAUUCUUGUUAAAAGAAACUUUAAUUAUCAUAUACUUUCUCCUUGUGACCUGUCCAAUUAUACUGACUUAGCCAUGAGCACUGUGAAACAGACCCAAGCCAUUCCAUAUACUGGUCCCUUUAAUUUGCUCUAUUACCAGCUACAGAAAUUGACAGGUGAUGUAGAAGAAUUAGAAAUUCAAGAAAAACCUGCUCUGAAAGUGUUCAAAAAUAUUACUGUAAUACAAGAACCAGGCAUGGUGGUAUUAGAAUGGUUGGCAAACCCUUCUAAUGAUAUGUAUGCAGAUACAGUAACAACUGUGAUAUUGGAAGUACAGUCAAAUCCAAAAAUAAGGAAAGGUGCGGUACAAAAGGUUUCUAAAAAAUUAGAAAUGCACGUUUAUAGCAAGAGGUUGGAGAUCAUGCUUCAGGACAUAUUUGGAGAAGACUGUGUAAGUGUAAAAGACGACUCUCUUCUUAGUGUCACAGUGGAUGGAAAGACUGCUAAUCUUAAUUUGGACACCCGGACUGUAGAGUGUGAAGAAGGAAGUGAAGAUGACGAAUCUCUUCGAGAAAUGGUGGAACUGGCUGCACAGAGACUGUAUGAGGCCCUCACACCAGUUCACUGAUAACUUUCUGUAUAUCUUAAACCUUAAACAUUUGAUCCUACUUCUAUUACUUAAAAUAAAUUACUUUCUCUGGAGUUGCCUAUUUA
Molecule: messenger RNA, 2142 nt
Organism: Otolemur garnettii (small-eared galago)
Lineage: Eukaryota; Metazoa; Chordata; Mammalia; Primates; Galagidae
Gene: CPSF3
Product: cleavage and polyadenylation specific factor 3
Exons: 17
Biological process (GO): mRNA 3'-end processing by stem-loop binding and cleavage
Cellular component (GO): mRNA cleavage and polyadenylation specificity factor complex
Molecular function (GO): RNA binding; 5'-3' exonuclease activity; RNA endonuclease activity
Source: RefSeq, a predicted model, not a curated record